Messenger RNA from Xiphophorus maculatus (southern platyfish), 5885 nucleotides. RefSeq names its product paxillin-like. The record is from RefSeq and is a predicted model, not a curated record. Bases 127 to 3636 code for a protein of 1169 amino acids. The transcript has 14 exons. Lineage: Eukaryota; Metazoa; Chordata; Actinopteri; Cyprinodontiformes; Poeciliidae. Gene Ontology annotation, biological process: endothelial cell migration; transforming growth factor beta receptor signaling pathway; substrate adhesion-dependent cell spreading.
CGAGCCCCUGUCCCGACUGAACUUGUGGAGCAGUGGAGAAGUUUGAAGAGCCAGAUUCAGACUUCGUAAACCGUCGACAAGGUCGCUAGGAAGGAAACUCAGGCCGGACACAACCAGGCAGUCGCCAUGGACGAUCUGGAUGCGCUGCUUGCAGACCUAGAAUCUACUACAUCCCACAUCUCGAAGCGACCGGUCUUUCUGCCCGAUGAGACCCCCUACUCCAUCCCGACGGGCGGACUCCCCUACCAAGACGCGUCCGUACCGCCUCCGGUUCCACCUCCGCCUUCAGCUGACGCUCUGAACGGCUCCCUGACAGAUCAACCAGACUCUCACCACUCCUCCCAACAGUCUUUAGGUUCGGCCCAUAAGAGCUCGUGGUCCAGAGACAGCAGCAGUUCUCCGCUGUCACACAUCGAAGAGGACCAUGUUUACAGUUUUCCUAACAAACACAAGACGUCAGACUCAUCUCCAGCAGCCAUCACCUCUGCCCUGGGCAGUAACCUCUCUGAACUGGACCGGCUUCUGUUGGAGCUUAACGCCGUGCAGCAGAGCUCCCCUUCCUUCCCCACUACAGAGGAGGCAGCUCCACCCUUACCGUCUUGCAGUAUCACCCACUAUGAGAACGGAGGCACUCCUGACAUCCUCGUAAGCCCCCCACCUCAGGAAAAACCAAAACGAAAUGGGAUGAGGCCGGAGGAAGCUCGACCCCCAGUGGAGGGUCUGCUGGAGGGUUCAGGUCCUUCACCCAGCUCUUCCACACGUCAUAGUGAUUUGGAUGCAUCUCAACAGCAAACAAGAAUGUCGGCUUCCUGUGCCACCAGAGAGUUGGAUGAACUGAUGGCCUCUUUAUCUGACUUCAAGCCCAGCUCUUUGGGCUCUCUGCCAGACCAAGCAGGGACACCAACUACCUCUCACCGUUCUCCAGCGUCUUCCUCCUUCACCCCAGUGGCUCCUUCUUCUCUUAGUCUUCCCCACCCAUCUGCCUCUUCUUUCCUCCCUUUAUCUGCUGCCCUAGAGUUGCACAUAGAUGAGGAAGGAAAGGAUAGUGGCUCUGCGAUGCCUCAUCCGAACCUUCUCGUACCGCACAGUCCUACUUCGUCUCUUUCUGCUGCCAGUGACAUCGACUUGGACUCUGUCAUAGAUGUCUCUGCCACCUUGCUGUCCUCCCAAACAAAGUCCCUGCUCGUCCUCUGUCAGUCUGUUCCGUCUAGUUCCAGCUUGUUAGGAAAUAGCCCGAGCCUUUCCAAUGCCACUACCCCCUCUCUUACCUCUGUUAACACCGUCCUGGAGCGCAAGACCUCCAAAACCCCCAGUCCGUCUGCAGAGCGGCUUUCACCAUCAGUUAGUAAAAUGUUCUGUGCUCCUGAAUCUAUCAGCCCGCGGCCUGCUUGUUUUCUUGACCAGGACUUAGAUUUUACCUCCCCGCCUCUUUCAAAAAGCCGCACUCCCCCUCUGUCGACUCCUUCGCCUCUGCCUGCUGCUGCGUCUCAAUCUCUUCCGCACCUCCUAUCAGCACCGUAUUCGCCGCCCUCUGCAGUCUCUCCGCUGAUGAUCCCCUCUCCUCUGAUCUUCACCAGUACCAGCAGACAGCUGUCAGAGGUGUCUCCUGUAGCCCAGAGGGACACUUCCCUUGCUUUACAGCAACCGUCUGCAGAGGAGCCCUCUCUUGACGAGGCCCUAGAUAAGCUUCUAGCGAUGAGUUUUGCUCAAAGUCAUACAUCACACACAGAGGAACCACUAGAGACGGUGGAGGCUCACUCUCUCGGGAAAGGACUGCAGGAGGUGCAAGAGGACCUGAUCCUGCCCAUGGACAGAAGCUGUGUGCAACCCGACACGUUCGCCAGCACCACCAACACCAUCACAGACGACUCCAUAGACAUGGGAACCGACGGAAACGGAGACCUGGACUGGGCUGACGAGGAGCUGUCAAUGUCCCUACAUGAUGGACUAGACGGCACCAUGACACCGUUCACUGAGAGGCUGUACACAGAUGGCAGCAUGACUCCAUUGACUGAAGCCAGCUGGAUGGAUGAGUCCAUGACCCCCUCCUCGUGCCCUGGGACCCCUGAGGUUGCCUUGGACAUGCCCCUGCUCCAAGCUCCCAGUAUAGACAGAGUCUCUGCGACGGGACAUAUAAAAUCGGUGAUUAGGCGCACUAAAGAGACUCCCAACGUGCAUCCUAUGUAUCGCGACGGUCACCUGCGCAGGAAGAUGGGCCCCGUCAUUGUAAACAAGAACUCGUCUCAGGACCGCCUCAUAGAGGAGCUUCAGGGUAAGCUCGGGAUCUGCCGCUCAGAGCGGCGCCGCAAACAGUCGGAUGAGUGGCUGACCGAGGGGGUCGUCGUCACGUCCAAACCCCAGCGUUUCCGUCCCGACGGAUGGGGCGGUGAGGUCGACAAGAUCAUAAUUCCUCCCGAGUCACCAGUCCCUGUCAGGAAGGUCCUCCCACCCCUCUCUCCCCCUAACCCUCUUCGCCCCGCUGUUAUAGAAGAACCUAAGAGACCACUCCCAGUACAGCAGCCCCCCGUCCCAACACCACCACCUCUUCCUCCACCUACCUCCUUUAAUUCACAAGCCAUCCGUGCUCAGGAGCCACCUCCUCCUUCUCGGCAAAUUACAAAAGCCAUACCCCCACCGGCGCCUGUUCAGGACCUUCCCAUCCCUAAGCCAGAACCCCCUCCUCCUGUUGUCCGUAUCCCAAACCAUCCACCACCGGUGGAGCCAGUACAACCAGCAGCACCAAAACUCCUGGUGUCUGUAGGCUGCCAAACAGAGUAUGACCCAUUCUUCCCUCCAAUGCAGAUCAUGGCCCAGGGGAAGGCCGGAGUUCCAGGUGGGCCACCCACACAGGUCAACAAGCUGGACAACAUGCUUGGUAGCCUGCAGUCUGACCUCAACAAACUGGGGGUGCAGACAGUUGCUAAAGGAGUCUGUGGCGCCUGCUGUAAGCCCAUUGUGGGACAGGUGGUGACUGCCAUGGGCCGUACCUGGCACCCUGAGCACUUUGUGUGUACACACUGUCAGGAGGAGAUCGGCUCCAGGAACUUCUUCGAGCGGGAAGGACAGCCGUACUGCGAGAAAGAUUACCACAAUCUGUUCUCUCCGCGAUGCUACUACUGCAACGGGCCCAUACUGGAUAAAGUCGUGACGGCGUUAGACCGGACAUGGCAUCCUGAACACUUCUUCUGUGCUCAGUGUGGAUCCUUCUUCGGCCCAGAGGGGUUCCACGAAAAGGACGGAAAGGCGUACUGCAGGAAGGAUUACUUCGACAUGUUUGCGCCGAAAUGUGGCGGCUGCGCCAGAGCCAUCCUGGAGAACUACAUCUCCGCUCUCAACUGCCUCUGGCAUCCCGAGUGUUUCGUUUGCAGGGUGUGCUUCACCCCCUUUGUGAACGGAAGCUUCUUCGAGCAUGACGGCCGGCCGUACUGCGAGGUGCACUACCACGAGUGCCGCGGCUCUCUCUGCUCCGGCUGUCAGAAGCCCAUCACGGGCCGCUGCAUCACAGCCAUGUCCAAGAAGUUCCACCCGGAGCACUUCGUCUGCGCCUUCUGCUUGAAACAGCUCAACAAAGGCACGUUCAAAGAGCAGAACGACAAACCCUACUGCCAGGGCUGCUUCAUCAAACUGUUCAACUAGAGAACCACAUUUAGAGCAGGCUAGAACUGUGAGCAGGGUCCGAUUAUAAUGCAGCGCGAUGCAAAAACAUUUAUUACCCUCUGGACUUUUUCCCACCUUUGACAGCCUUUAUGGAUUUUAUGCAAGAUGUCAACACAAACUACAGUAGUUUAAAAUUGUAAAGUUUAAGGAAAAUGGCACAUGCUUUUCAAAGUGAACCAUGAUCUUCCAUCUUCUUAUUAACAUUGAUUAACUUUCCUGUACCAGAGUAUGAUGCUGCCACCGCCAAUUAGUAUUGUCCCAUGAAUGGCUUUUUAGCAAACAGCUAAAAAGUCCAAAACUUCAAAUUUGAUCUUUCGCAUAGAAUUUGAGCAUAUGCAUUGCAGGUUGCGGUUGUGACAAAACUCAAAAAGUUCAAGAGGUGUGAAUGUUUUUGGGAGGCGCUCUGCCAGUGAAAAGAAGAGUUUUCCUCUGGUGAUGAUGGAAGUAUGUUUUAGACUGAUUGUGUGCAUGUUGUUGAAGCAGGAUACUGUUUUCAUGCCAAGUUUGGAAAAAACAACAUUUCUGCUGACUAACAUUUUUGAAGUGGCUUUUUAUUUGGUAAGCAAAUCUAAUGAAGACAUGUUCGGCAUGUAAAUGGUGUCGUAACCCUUUACAAAUACCAGAAGUGUGCCAUUCUUCCCCACAAAUCAUGGAGGCAGCAAACUUUACUUUUUUUCCCCGUUUCUAUAUGUUUGUAAGAUGUCAGCCGUUCCUUUAGGUUAGCCUAAAAUCGGUGUUAUUCUGCUUUUACAGUUUCUAUCAUUUUACAGUGUAGUGAAUUCAGACUGGAUGAGAUACAUAAAUCAUUAAUGUGUGUGUGCGUGUGUGUGUGUGUGUGUGUGUGUGUGUGUGUGUGUGUGUGUGUGUGUGUGUGUGUGUGUGUGUGUGUGUGUGUGUGUGUGUGUGUGUGUGUGACAAUUUUGCUCACUGGCUGAGUGUGUCAUUUUAGCAGGGAACAGAUUACCUAUUGUUUUUUUUUUGUUUGUUUUUGUUAGCUUUGGAAAUGGGCGGUCAGCUUUUUAUUUUUUACCACAUAUGAUGUCAGAAAGACUUUUAAACACUUGUUAUGUAGAAGAAAAUGGGGUAUGGAUAAAUCCACAUUGCUAUGAAACAUCAUGACUUUGGAAAUGUAACUCAGCUUGUGGUUAUUUAGAGAAUGGGAAAUGUGAAGUCACUCUAGAGUCGCGUUUAGAGUCAUUGAUCAAAAUCACUUGCGUAUGAAGAUUUAAGAAGUGUGGAGAUCAUGUUACACAGCUACUUUUUCUUUGAAGGAGAAGCCAAUCUUUAAUCACUUUCAGUGUCCACAGUUAUCUUUACACUGUCUGUAUCCUCGUCUGUAAAACCAAACGUGUAUCAAAUCCUAAUUUGUCACUUAGAGUGUCCACAAAUGGCUGUUCCGACAUUCUGCGCUGUCCGAUCAUUCCUCGUCUUUUCACUGGGCAAAAAUUAAGCUCGUCUCGCACAGGUGGAGCCACAUUGUUUGUAUCUCUUUCACUAUCGUUACUGUUUCAGACUAACUCCUGGGAGGGUUUCUGUAAAUAUUCAAUGCAGCUUACAUUGUCUGGAAUGUGCUUGGCGUAUGCGUUUCCUAACCACUUGUCCGGGGAUGAAGAGGCAAAGGCGUGGCUCAGAUACCCGGAUAUAUUUGCUGUGAUUACUGUAUUGGGAAACAGAUGAAUGUUGAGCAGUACACAAGCCGGCGGACAGCACGCCGUUUGCUUGUGACGUUCCUGCAACUAUGCAACUGUGGAUUACCAGCGUGCGUUAACAGACUCUCUUUGCUUUUGUGCCUGUGGUUUGACACGCAGGCCAAUCACAGUAGGAAUCUAGUCUGUCUGUCAUGUUGUCUGUGAGUCCACUAAAAUGUGUUGGCUGUUACACGAGAACGCGGUGGUCUGCCAGAGCGAUUGGCGGGACUAAUUCAAAUCAUUUCCCACAGCAUGAGUGGCAUCUACUGUGUGACCACUAGGUUGGGUCUGUUCAUUACAAUUUGCCCUUUUGUCUUGUUCAGGGAAUUCUAGAGCCUUAUUUCUUUUCUUUAUUUAAGAUAUCAUGUUACAGGAGCCUUUCAAAUCAGUGUAGUGGCAUGUUAUUUAACCAAAGCCAUACCUUCUAUAAAUUCUUUUGUCUUUCUUUCCUUUUCACUCAGAAUGUCAGUCUAUAUGAAUAGUGAGAUUAAGCAUUGUUAGUUUGAUUAUGCAAAUAAAUUCUGUUUUGCUAUCAAUUUG